Molecule: messenger RNA, 3209 nt
Organism: Serinus canaria (Common canary)
Lineage: Eukaryota; Metazoa; Chordata; Aves; Passeriformes; Fringillidae
Gene: GUCY1A1
Product: guanylate cyclase 1 soluble subunit alpha 1
Exons: 9
Coding region: 361-2427 (688 amino acids)
Biological process (GO): response to oxygen levels; cGMP biosynthetic process
Cellular component (GO): guanylate cyclase complex, soluble
Molecular function (GO): guanylate cyclase activity; heme binding
Source: RefSeq, a predicted model, not a curated record
AGCCCCGUGUGCGCCGAGCCAGGCAUGGGCGUGAGCGAAACGGGGAUCGAGUCGGGGCUGGAAGCGCUCGUGGAGCCCGCUGAGGGCUCCAGCCACGAGCGGUGCUCCGGCGGCCUUUGUGCAUUGUGAGGCUUUCUAAGAAUUCGCGAACUGCUGAUGCUCGUCGAGCUAAUUAAACCCAUUCAGGCUGGUGUUACUGCGUUAUGCUUAGGGGCAGAAAAUUUUUCCUGUGGUGAUUUAUAGCUACCCAUAACCUUCCACAGUGGUUGCCUUAUCAACUUAUUAUUCUGGCAUCUUCUGCUCUUGUUAGUAAACAUAGAGCUAAGUACUGCUAAUCUCAAGAGAGAGACUUCGUGCAGUAUGUUCUGUACAAAACUGAAAGACUUGAAGAUCACAGGAGAAUGUCCUUUCUCCUUACUGACUCAAGGUCACAUUACUGAGGAACAUGACAAGGACUGCACAGAAAACAGCUCUAGAGCAGCUUUGCCCAUCUGCAAAGAAGUCCAUGAAAAAGAUGGUCAAGGAAACCUUCCACAAAGGAAAACGAGCAGAAGUAGAGUGUACCUGCACACACUAACUGAAAGCAUCUGCAAACUAAUCUUUCCUGAGUUUGAAAGGCUAAAUCUUGCACUGCAAAGAACACUUGCAAAACACAGAAUAAAAGAAACCAGGAAAACUGGUGAUAGAGAAGAUUUUGAAAAAAUAAUCAGUGAUCAUGCUAAUGCAGCAGGUGUUCCUGUGGAGUCUCUACGGGAAUCUCUUGGUGAAGAGCUAUUCAAAAUAUGCUAUGAAGAGGAUGAACACAUAUUAGGGGUUAUUGGAGGCACCCUUAAGGACUUCUUGAAUAGUUUCACUACUCUGCUGAAGCAGAGUAGCCACAGUCAAGAAGCAGGAAAAAAGGACAGACUUGAAGAUGCCUCCAUAUUAUGCCUGGAGAAAGAUCAGGACUUCUUAAAUGUUUAUUAUUUCUUUCCUAAGAAAAUCACAAGUCUUAUUCUACCUGGUAUCAUAAAAGCAGCAGCUCAUAUUUUGUAUGAAGCUGAGGUGGAAGUGAUGCUCAUGCCUCCUUGUUUCCAUAAUGACUGCACUGAGUUUGCUAAUCAGCCUUAUUUGCUGUAUUCUAUACAAGUCAAAAGUGCAAAACCUUCUUUAUCUCCAUGUAAACCACAGUCUUCACUUGUUAUUCCUGCCUCUGUGUUCUGUAAGACUUUCCCGUUUCAUUUUAUGUUUGACAAGGAUAUGUCAGUUCUUCAAAUUGGAAAUGGGAUACGAAGACUUUUGACCAGGAGAGAAUUUCAAGCUAAGCCCAAUUUUGAAGAGUAUUUUGAAAUUCUUACCCCCAAAGUAAGCUGCACUUUUAGUGCAAUAAUGACCAUGCUAAAUAUGCAGUUUACUGUACGAGUUAGAAGAUGGGAUAAUACUGAUAUGAAACCAUCCAUGGUAAUGGAUCUUAAAGGCCAAAUGAUUUAUAUUCUUGAAUCCAGUGCCAUUCUAUUCUUGGGAUCUCCCUGUGUGGACAGACUAGAAGAUUUUACAGGACGUGGAUUGUACCUCUCUGAUAUUCCCAUUCACAAUGCUUUGAGAGAUGUUGUUCUGAUAGGAGAGCAGGCCAGAGCCCAGGAUGGACUGAAGAAGAGGUUAGGAAAGCUCAAAGCAACCCUUGAGCAGGCCCAUCAAGCACUUGAAGAAGAGAAGAAGAAGACUGUAGAUCUUCUGUUUUCAAUUUUUCCUGGAGAGGUUGCUCAGCAGCUGUGGCAGGGACAAGUUGUACAAGCCAAGAAAUUUAAUAAUGUCACAAUGCUUUUUUCUGACAUUGUUGGAUUCACUGCCAUCUGUUCCCAAUGCUCACCUAUGCAGGUUAUCACCAUGCUUAAUGAGCUUUAUACUCGCUUUGAUUACCAAUGUGGAGAGCUAGAUGUCUACAAGGUUGAGACUAUUGGAGAUGCCUACUGUGUUGCUGGAGGCUUACACAAAGAAAGUGAAACACAUGCUGUUCAAAUAGCACUGAUGGCCCUGAAGAUGAUGGAACUGUCAGACGAGGUGGUGUCUCCCCAUGGAGAGCCUAUCAAGAUGCGUAUUGGCCUUCAUUCUGGAUCCGUCUUUGCUGGAGUUGUUGGGGUUAAAAUGCCUCGUUAUUGCCUUUUUGGAAAUAAUGUGACCCUUGCCAAUAAGUUUGAAUCUUGCAGUAUACCUAGAAAAAUAAAUGUCAGCCCAACAACUUACAGGUUGUUAAAGGAAUACCCAGGUUUUGUGUUCACACCGCGCUCUAGAGAGGAGCUUCCACCAAAUUUUCCAAGUGAUAUCCCUGGAAUUUGCUAUUUUCUGGAUGCUUAUAUUCAAGGAACAAACUCACAGACUUGGUUUCAAAAGAGAGAGCUGGGAGAUGGCAAUGCUAAUUUUUUCGGUGAGGAAACAGGAAUAGACUAAAUUGUACAUCCAAAAAUGUAUAGGAUAAAUUUAUAAAUAUUUGGAUUUUUUUUUGUAUAAAUUGAAAAUUUUUAAAACUGUAUGAAACAUGAAAGCACUUUAGAUUGUUAACACCUGAAAGCCAGUAUUAAAAUUUCAGGAAGUAUGUCACUGACUACUUUUUAUUUCUCCUUUGCAUAAGGAACAUAAUCGCUGAAGUAAUGUUGCAACGUCACUGUUGGAAAUGCUACUAUAAACUGUACUUUUCCCUGUGGUAAUUUGUAAGUGCUACAGUUCUCUCUAUACUGAGAAUUCUAGAUGUAUUGUAUAUGCAGUUUGUCAGGAAAUGUAAUGUGCAAGUGAUGCAGCCACAUGCAGUGUUGUGAGCUGGUGCUUAUCAAUGACUAUGAAAAUGUAUUUUCUUAGAGAUUCCAUAAGAAAAUGUCCAUUAAAAUAUUGUCAUUGCCAUCACAUACUCCUUCCAGUACAUCAUUUGGGCCCCAUCCUAGAAGGCUGCUGACCAUCUUCUCACACUGACUCGUCAAAGUGUGAGGGUGCUCAGCAUUUUCUGGAUCAGCCUGAUAAUUGUAGCUAAUACACAUGCUUAGCAGAGUUGCUGCUUACUGUUUCAUGAACUUUAUUUUGUGUAUAAAAUGAAUAUAGAUUGAAAAACUGUAUAAUCACAUACUAACAUCUCUGUAAUCAUCAAACUAUUUUAGUUCUUAGGAUUUUUAAAGUACUUAAAAUAAUAAUAUCCACUUGGUAUUAUGUAUUACAGCAAUAAAUGUUUUCUUUUUGUUGUC